This is a messenger RNA of Hemibagrus wyckioides, 1281 nucleotides long. RefSeq names its product NADH:ubiquinone oxidoreductase core subunit S8a (gene ndufs8a). Gene Ontology annotation, biological process: mitochondrial electron transport, NADH to ubiquinone; mitochondrial respiratory chain complex I assembly. Gene Ontology annotation, cellular component: membrane. The record is from RefSeq and is a predicted model, not a curated record. Bases 90 to 722 code for a protein of 210 amino acids. The transcript is spliced from 7 exons. NCBI's taxonomy places the organism in Eukaryota, Metazoa, Chordata, Actinopteri, Siluriformes, Bagridae. Gene Ontology annotation, molecular function: 4 iron, 4 sulfur cluster binding; NADH dehydrogenase activity.
GUCACGUGGUCAGUGCUACUUCCGGUAGUGCGUUUCCUAAAUCGUCCGCUGUUCUGGUUUAGAAGGCCAAAUAGCGACAACCCGACGUGAUGGCGGCAUCGUUACGUCUCCUCUUUUCCGUGUCUAGGCCAGGCUCCUUUAUAGCGAGCCACAAUCUUGUGCGUCCUCUCAGUUUAUCAGCACACAGAGAGGGCUACAAAUAUGUGAAUGCUCAGGAACCUCUCAAUGAUAUGAAGUCCAUCACAGACCGAGCCGCUCAGACCCUGCUGUGGACAGAGCUGUUCCGAGGUUUGGGAAUGACUAUGAGUUAUCUUUUCCGUGAGCCUGCCACCAUUAACUACCCGUUUGAGAAAGGACCACUGUCCCCACGUUUUCGUGGAGAGCACGCCCUGCGCCGGUACCCAUCUGGAGAGGAGCGCUGCAUCGCCUGCAAGCUGUGUGAGGCUAUCUGCCCAGCACAGGCCAUUACCAUCGAAGCCGAACCUCGUGCUGACGGCAGCAGGCGAACAACACGUUACGACAUUGACAUGACAAAAUGCAUCUACUGUGGUUUCUGCCAGGAGGCCUGCCCUGUGGAUGCCAUUGUAGAGGGGCCCAACUUUGAAUUUUCUACAGAGACUCACGAGGAGCUUCUCUAUAACAAGGAAAAGCUGCUCAAUAACGGAGACAAAUGGGAGGCUGAGAUUGCAGCAAAUAUUCAGGCUGACUAUCUUUAUAGAUAGACAGACUGUCUCGUUUCUGGCACACACACACACACACUGACUGACUGACAGACAAACUGACAUCUGACUGACUGAGCAUCAGCUGAGUUAUUUUCAUCAGUAGCGAUCAUUGAUAAAUUGUUCAGAGUUUACUCAUGAUUCAGGUUGAAAGGCCCAAAGGAUUGGAGCACAAACACCAUGCUAUAAUAACAGACUUUUAAUAAUUCAAAAUGGUGAGAAUACAAUGACGAGUUUUGAAAACUCUGUGUCCAGAAAGUCGUACCAGUCCUGAAAUCUGUUCAGAAACCAUGGCACUUAUGUACUGUACUUCUGUACAAAACCUCUGACACCCACAUUGUAGAGUUUCCUCACGCCGUAUACAACAUGGUGGUACAACAUGUGAGACAGCCUUGAAUGCCAUCCAUUUUCCUUUAAAAAUAACUCUGCCUACACAAAGCGCACAACUCGGCAAUAGAGGUGUUGCAGAAAGAACAUUUGUGUUGUUGCCCUGAUGUUAAAGACAGACUGGGUUGUGUGUCCGUAUAACAACUGUACAAAAUACCUGUAUUAAAUAAAUUAA